Molecule: messenger RNA, 720 nt
Organism: Microthlaspi erraticum
Lineage: Eukaryota; Viridiplantae; Streptophyta; Magnoliopsida; Brassicales; Brassicaceae
Source: the annotation of a GenBank genome assembly
AUGUGGAAUCCCUAUUUGGGGCAAACCAGGUCGGUCCAACCCUUGAACUCUUUCAGCAAAUAUGACACGUAUGCUUUCGGAUACAACAACAAAAACGGUUACCACAAAAUCUUGAGGUUUCAUGGUACGAAAGAAGGCUUUCUCUGGUUGGAAAUCCAUGAUUGCAACUCUAACUCAUGGAGGGUUCUUGAUGUCACUCCCGGCUGGGAUAGAAUGAUGACUUAUCAAAACCGGCCAGUCUCUAAAGGGAAACACUUACUUUCUUGCUCGAAAGAAGAUAACAGAUACAGAAAAGAUCGAUUCUUAUCAUAUAGUUCAGACCCAGCGGUUUUAUCUUGUGUUAGAGAUGAGCAGCUCGCAUCGUUAUUUCUACGCAAAGAUGAGGUAAUGGAGAUUUGGAUCACGACCAAGAUUGAUUCAUGUUCAGUAUCGUGGAGCAUGUUCUUGAAAGUGGAGACAAGACCCCUCCCUCUUUUUCCGGCUGGGGAUUUCUUUAUUGACGAGGCCGAGAAGAAGGUCGUUGUUGUUGCCAGAUUCGAGGAUUCUUCAACGGCUUACAUCAUUGGAGAAGAUGGAUACUUCAAAUCUGCGGAUAUGGGAGAAACUCCGAUUCCUCACGGAGAAGCUUGGAUUCUUUACAAGAGUGGGUAUUAUUACCCAUUUGUGUUCUCUUCUUGUGUUCCAAGUUUAGUGCAACUAGAAGAAAAAGAAAGAGAUUAG